GAGAAUGAAAGAAGGUGCUGGCAUUGACCGCUUUUAAUUAAUUAAAAAUAAAAAUAGAUGUAAAACCCAGAAACGGAUCUACGAACUGUGUAGCCAGUGUGUUAUCUCCAUCGGCGGAGACUACAAUAUCCACACCUCGGUCUCUCUCUCUCUCUCCCUCUCUCUCUCUCUCUAUCUGUCUCUCUCUCUCUCCAUAUAUAUGCAAGUCAAAGCGACGGGUGGCCUCAGAAGCCAAUAAAGCCUCUCUCCGAUUCCUCUUCCAUUCUCCAUUGCUCCAUCGCAAUUCGUCUCUCGCCGGAGAAGAAGAAUGGCGCAGCAGCCGAAGUUCAUCAUAGAAGUGGAACCGGCGAAGGCAGCGGAGAAUGGAAGGCCAUCGAGAGGACCUGUGUACCGCAGCGCCUUCUGCAAGGAUGGAUUUCCGCCUCCGAUCCCCGGGAUGGAGAGUUGCUGGGACGUUUUCCGUAUGUCUGUGGAGAAGUAUCCUAACAAUCGAAUGCUUGGUCGUCGAGAGAUUGUUGAUGGGAAGCCUGGUAAAUAUGUAUGGCAAACUUACAAAGAAGUUUAUAACUUGGUAAUGAAAGUUGGAAAUGCCAUCCGCAGUUGUGGUCUUGAGAAAGAAGGACGAUGCGGUAUCUAUGGUGCCAAUUGCCCAGAGUGGGUUAUAAGCAUGGAGGCCUGCAAUGCUCAUGGACUUUAUUGCGUUCCUUUGUAUGACACUCUAGGUGCUGGUGCUGUAGAAUUCAUCAUUUGCCAUGCAGAGGUUUCAAUUGCUUUCGUAGAAGUAAAAAAGAUUCCUGAGGUGUUGAAAACACUUCCUAACACAACCAAAUACUUGAGAACCAUUGUGAGCUUUGGUAAGGUUACCCAAGAACAAAAGGAAGAAGUCGAAAAGUUUGGUUUGGCAAUAUAUUCUUGGGAGGAAUUUCUAAAACUGGGAGAGACAAAGCAGUUUGACCUUCCAGUAGCAAAGAAAAGUGAAAUUUGUACAAUAAUGUAUACUAGUGGAACAACAGGAGACCCUAAGGGUGUACUGAUAUCCAAUGAGAGCAUUGUUGCUCUUAUAGGUGGUGCAGACUGUCUCCUGGAUAGUGUGAAUGAAGAGUUGCAUGAGAAAGAUGUAUAUCUUUCAUAUCUUCCCCUAGCACAUAUUUUUGAUCGGGUGAUUGAGGAGCUUUUUAUACAUCAUGGUGCCUCAAUUGGAUUUUGGCGCGGGGAUGUGAAAUUAUUGGUUGAAGAUAUUGGAGAGUUAAAACCGACAGUUUUCUGUGCUGUUCCUCGCGUGUUAGAUAGAAUUUAUUCAGGUUUGACACAGAAGGUUUCAUCAGGGGGUUUUUUGAGACAUACACUGUUUAAUUUUGCGUACUCAUCCAAGAUGAAUUCCUUGAAGAAGGGAAAUAAGACUGCUCAGGCAGCUCCAAUUUGGGACAAAGUUGUAUUUAGUAAGGUGAAGCAGGGGCUGGGGGGAAAUGUACGAAUUAUUUUAUCUGGAGCUGCACCUCUUGCUAGUCAUGUAGAAGCUUUUCUACGAGUGGUGACAUGUGCUCAUGUUCUGCAAGGAUAUGGUCUUACAGAAACCUGUGCCGGGACAUUUAUUUCAUUGCCAAAUGAAAUGCAAAUGCUUGGUACAGUGGGUCCACCCAUACCAAAUGUUGAUGUGUGCCUAGAAUCUGUUCCUGAGAUGGGAUAUGAUGCCCUUUCAAGCACACCCUGUGGAGAAGUAUGUGUGAGGGGAAAUACCGUUUUCUCAGGGUAUUACAAACGUGAAGACCUCACUAAAGAGGUCAUGGUUGAUGGGUGGUUCCACACAGGGGAUGUUGGUGAGUGGCAGCCAGAUGGAAGCCUGAAAAUUAUUGACCGCAAAAAGAAUAUUUUCAAGCUCUCACAGGGCGAAUAUGUUGCUGUUGAAAACUUAGAGAAUGUAUAUGGUCUUGCUUCUGUUCUUGACUCGAUAUGGAUAUAUGGGAACAGUUUUGAGUUCUGCCUUGUUGCUGUUAUUAACCCAAACAAGCAAGCAGUUGAACACUGGGCUGAAGAUAAUGGUGUGACAGGCGAUUUUAAUUCCCUCUGCAAAAACGCCAAAGUAAAAGAAUACAUAAUUGGAGAGCUAACAAAGAUAGGAAAAGAGAAAAAGUUGAAAGGCUUUGAAUUUAUCAAAGCUGUUCACCUUGACCCUGAGCCAUUUGACAUGGAACGCGACCUCAUCACUCCAACAUAUAAGAAGAAGAGGCCCCAGUUGCUCAAGUACUAUAAGAGUGUCAUUGACGACAUGUACAAGAGCUUGAAGUAAGCCCACUGCCUGAACUCGUGCCAGUGCUCUUCUUCCGGGGGAGUAACAGCUAGUUUGAUGCAUUGUUUUUUGCCCUUUCUUCUGUGGCUGUGCAUAUGUCUAUACGUUUAGGUUAUAAAUUUGAGUUAAAAGUUGGCAUUUCUGCAGUGUAGUUCUCUUUGAUAAGUAUUUUAAAUUGUCAUUUCAAUAAUUAUAUUAUGUACAUCAGGCGUCUUUUACUCUUUUAUACCGUUUAUUAAUUUAAAACCCCUUUACAUCUUUGCCAAUAA
This is a messenger RNA of Malania oleifera, 2556 nucleotides long. Its product is annotated as long chain acyl-CoA synthetase 4-like. Gene Ontology annotation, biological process: fatty acid metabolic process. Lineage: Eukaryota; Viridiplantae; Streptophyta; Magnoliopsida; Santalales; Ximeniaceae. The record is from RefSeq and is a predicted model, not a curated record. Gene Ontology annotation, molecular function: long-chain fatty acid-CoA ligase activity. The transcript has 19 exons. Gene Ontology annotation, cellular component: membrane; endoplasmic reticulum. Bases 308 to 2287 code for a protein of 659 amino acids.